Molecule: messenger RNA, 2373 nt
Organism: Acanthamoeba castellanii str. Neff
Lineage: Eukaryota; Discosea; Longamoebia; Acanthamoebidae
Product: malate/Llactate dehydrogenase
Exons: 10
Coding region: 1-2373 (790 amino acids)
Molecular function (GO): oxidoreductase activity
Source: RefSeq, a predicted model, not a curated record
AUGCGUGCGGUGGAUUGCACGCCCGAACACGCAGCGACCGUGGCCGACAUCCUCGUAGCUGCUGACCUGCGCGGCGUCCACAGCCACGGCGUCAAUCGAUUGGAGAUGUACGUGGGCGAGGUCAGAAACGGCGAGGUGGACCCUCGCGUCCGGCCCGAAGUCACCAGCGAGACGCCCGCCAUCGCCUGCGUCGAUGGGCGCAACGGGCUGGGCAUGGUGGUGGGCCGCUACUGCAUGGAGCUCGCCACGGAGAAGGCCCAGACCAUGGGCGUGGGGUGGGUCGUUGCGCGCGGGUCCAAUCACUACGGCAUCGCCGGCUACUACGCGAUGAUGGCCGCCGAGCGGGGCCUGGUGGGCAUGUCCUACACCAACACCUCGCCCAUCUCGUUCCCCACUCGCGCCGCCCAGCACGUGCUCGGCACCAACCCCAUCGCCGUCGCCGCGCCUUCCACCGACCCCAAGGAUCCGUUCGUGUUGGACAUGGCAACCACCACGGUGGCGUUGGGCAAGGUCGAGAUUCGAGACAGGGAGGAGCGUCAGUGCCCGCCUGGCUGGGGAGCGGACAAGGCCGGACGGCCAAGCACGGACCCGAAGGAGGUGUUGGGCGGAGGCGGCCUUCUUUAUCUGGGCGGCGAGGAGGAGACCGGCGGCUACAAGGGAUACGGGCUGGCGAUGAUGGUGGAGCUGUUCUCGGCCAUCCUGUCGGGUGCCGACUACGCGGCCAAGAUUCCUCCCUGGCGCAGGGUCGCGGAAGCUCUGCACCACCUUUACACCAGGGCGGCCAACCUGGGCCAGUGCUUCGUGGCCCUCAACCCGGCGCUAUUCGCCGGCGGAUUCAACGAACGCAUGGGCGACCUCAUGCACCAGAUGCGCUCCCUGCCACACGUCGACCCCGCCCUCCCCGUCCUCGUCCCCGGAGAUCCGGAGAAGGUGAUGGAGGAGAAGUACAAGAAGGAGGGAAUCGCGUUUCAUGUGAACCUGGUCGAUGCCCUCCAGCGUCUGGCCGCCGACCUCCGCGUUGAUCCGCUCCCGCUACGCGACGCGUUCGCGGGCGACCUCUCCCUUGAUCGCUCCGCCGUGAGCGACGAUGGACGCGGUGGUGUUGGCGUUACCAACUUCGCGGAGCAGCGCAAGAGGAAGCGACAAAUAGAUGCUCGCGUUAUUCGAUCGAGCCUUGACAUUCGGGCCAAGACGUCCGUCGUCAAACCCCUCACACAACCCAAGGAAUUCAACUUUGCCACAGCGUACAGGGCCAGACCCACCAGAUUCCUCUCGCCAGAGGAGCGCGAGCAGCAGGAGCUCGAGAGUCGUACCCAGUUCCGCGCCAACCCCCUCCCCGUCCACACCUCCUCUUCCUCCACAACGUCGGCUCCCAUCUUCAAGCGUCCUCCGACCGAGCCGCAGUCGCCGAUGCUUCACACGACGGCGCGUCUGGGCAAGAAGAGGCGCCUCGAGGCGCCGUCGGUUGAGAACAAUACACAACACCAUCACAACAACAACAACACAGCGUCGGACGCCGGUGGCGGCAAGCGACACAAGUGCGCUCCGCGCCCGUUCCAGCUGAUGACUGACCUGCGCGGACAGCAGACUCGCGAGGCCCUCGAGCGCGCUCGCCUGGAGGAGCGCCGGCGCGAGGAGGAGCUGCGGCGGUUCCAUGCGCGCCCGCUACCCGAGGGCGACGCCUUCCGGCCGGCCCCCUCCACCGCUCCGCUCACCCGGCCCAAGCCCUACCCGCUCCGCACCGAGGACCGCGGCCACGUCAAGCAGGAGUCGCUCGCCCGACGCCUCGAGGGGGAGCGCCGGCGCGAGGCCGAGCUGCGGCGGUUCAACGCGCGCCCGCUGCCCGACGGCGACGCCUUCCAGCCCGCGCCGUCGGCCGCGCCGCUCACCGACCCCAAGCCAUUCCCGCUCCGCACCGAGGAGCGCGGCGUCGAGAAGGUGCUCACGCUCCAGCACUCGCUGGCCGCCGCGGCCGAGCAGGACAAGGAGAACCGCCAGUUCAAGGCCCUUCCGCUGCCCACCGACGCGCCGUUCAAGCCGCGGCCGUCGACGCGGCCGCUGACCGAGCUCGACGAGUUCAACCUGCAGUCGGACUCGCGUGCGGCCCAGCGCGCGGCGUUUGAGGAGCGCAUGCGGGCCAAGGAGGCGGCCGAGGCCGAGGCUCGGCGGCAGGCCCAGCUGGCACGCGAGCGCGAGGAGGAGCGCGAGGUGCGGCGACUACGCGAGCGGCUGGUGCAUCGGGCGCGGCCGAUCCCCCUGUCGGUCUACCAGCCCAUGCAGGCCCUGCCGUCGGCCAAGGCCCUCACCGAGCCGGCCUCGCCGUGCCUGGGCCUCAAGCGCCGCAAGCAGGCCGACUCGUUCCAGCGCUCCUGA